Tupaia belangeri chinensis (Chinese tree shrew) is the source of this 999-nucleotide messenger RNA. RefSeq names its product olfactory receptor 13H1. Bases 1 to 999 code for a protein of 332 amino acids. Gene Ontology annotation, cellular component: membrane. Gene Ontology annotation, molecular function: olfactory receptor activity; G protein-coupled receptor activity. NCBI's taxonomy places the organism in Eukaryota, Metazoa, Chordata, Mammalia, Scandentia, Tupaiidae. The transcript is spliced from 2 exons. Gene Ontology annotation, biological process: G protein-coupled receptor signaling pathway. The record is from RefSeq and is a predicted model, not a curated record.
AUGGAUAUUUUGAUUACUGAUAAUGGCAGCGAAGUGACAGAGUUCAUCUUAGUGGGUUUAUCAAAUCAUCCAAAAUCCCAGAUUGCCUUUUAUUGCACCAUAGUAGUAGUCUACCUGAUCACAUUGAUGGGUAACUGUCUAAUUAUCAUUUUGGUUAGAGUUGAUAGGCAGCUUCACACCCCUAUGUAUUUUUUCUUAAGCAACUUGUCCUUUCUCGAUAUCUGCUACUCCAGCAAUUCAGUACCUUUUGUUUUGUCCAUUGGCUUAAGAGACUACCCCACGAUUUCUUAUAAUAGCUGUUAUGCCCAGAUGACUAUUGCUCUUUUUCUGGGGAUGACAGAGUGUCUUCUCCUUGCUGUCAUGGCUUAUGACAGGUUUGUUGCGAUCUCCAAUCCCCUACGUUAUGUUAUCAUCAUGAACAGUCGGGUCUGCAUGCAGUUGGCCUUGGGAACCUGGACCUGUGCCUUCUUAGUAGCAGUCACACCAAUUAUUGCAAUUCCUGCUCGAUAUUGUGGACACAACGUUAUAAACCAUUUCACCUGUGAGGUCCAGGCCCUGUUGAAGCUUGUCUGCUCUGACACCCCUGUGAGUCUGAUUCUGGGUUUGGUUAUCGCCAUGUUCACACUGCCCCUGCCCUUCACCUUCAUCCUCAUUUCCUACUUGCGCAUUGUGGUUGCCGUGCUGAAGAUCCAUUCUGCAGAAGCCAGGCUCAAAGCUUUCUCCACCUGUGGCUCUCACCUAACUGGGGUGACCAUAUUUUAUGGGACAGCCAUCUACAUGUACUUGAAGCCUCAGUCAAAGGAAUCUGAAGAACAGAAUAAAAUCAUCUCUGUAUUUUAUGGCGUUUUGACCCCUAUGCUGAACCCCCUUAUUUACACCUUGAGAAACAAGGAUAGCUUAUUACUUGAAGCUGGUAAUGGGCAGCUCUGCCUCUUUGCACACCAUCUCCUCAUAAGGUGUGCCAAAAUCACAAGGCAACAUCUUAGAAGGUUGAACUGA